AAAGGGUUGGGCCCGGCCUACACGUGAGGAAGGGAGACCGCGGCGACUGCAAGGCGCACUCCAGCUCGGCCGGGUGCUGAGUUCCGUCAGACCCAUCCUGGGACAACCCCCCCCCCCCCGCAGUGUGACUCUCAGCCGCUCAGCACUGGACGCCCCACAAACUCAGAGCUCGCAUCUCGCCCUGGUUCCCGGUCUCCAGGAACCCGGACCUCCGGUCGGAUCGCAGAUCUCCAGGUUCCGUAGGAGAUUGCCGACCUGAUUCUCAGCACUGAGAUCCUUGACUCCUGCCCGGGCCCGGGUGCUCAGAGCCGGGCGCCCGACGCUCGACGCCCGAGCGCCCCCUCAUGGCCGGGCCGGGCCCGCGGCCGGGGGCGGUGGAGCGCGCGGGCAGCUGCUGGCAGGACCCGCUGGCCGAGGCGCUGAGCCGGGGCCGCCCGCCUGCCGCGCCCCCGGGCCGGGGCUGCGCGCGGAGCCGGCCGCUCAGCGUGGUGUACGUGCUGACCCGGGAGACGCAGCCCGGCGCAGAGCCCGAGGCCGGAGCCCCCGCCGAGCCGCUGCCCCUCCGCUGCCUGCGCGAGGCCUGCGCGCAGCUUUCGGGGGCCCGGCCGCGGCCACAGCUGCGCAGCCUGCCCUUCGGGACUCUGGCGCUGGGAGACACGGCCGCGCUCGACUCCUUCUACAACGCGGAUGUGGUGGUGCUGGAAGUAAGCAAUUCCCUGGCACAGCCCUCCCUGUUCUACCACCUGGGUGUGCGCCAGAGCUUCAGCAUGACCAACAACGUGCUCCUCUGCUCCCAGGCCGACCUCCCUGACUUGCAGGCCCUGCGGGAGGACGUUUUCCAGAAGAACUCGGACUGCGUUGGCAGCUACACGCUCAUCCCCUAUGUGGUGACAGCAGCUGGCCGAGUGCUGUGCGGUGAUGCGGGCCUCCUGAGGGGCCUGGCAGAUGGGCUGGUGCAGGCAGGGGCGGGCACUGAGGCUCUGCUCACUCCCCUGGUGGGCCGGUUGGUCCGCUUGCUGGAGGCCAUGCCCACAGACUCCUGUGGCUAUUUCCGGGAGACCAUUCGGCAGAACAUCCGGCAGGCCCGGGAGCGGUUCAGUGGGCAGCAGCUGAGGCAGGAGCUGGCGCGCCUACAGCGGAGGCUGGACAGCGUGGAGCUGCUCAGCCCCGACAUCAUCAUGAACCUGCUGCUCUCCUACCGGGAUGUUCAGGACUACUCUGCCAUCAUUGAGCUGGUGGAGACUCUGCAGGCCUUGCCCACCUGUGACGUGGCUGAGCAGCACAAUGUCCGCUUCCACUACACAUUUGCUCUUAAUCGGAGGAACAAGCCUGGGGACAGGGAAAAGGCACUGGCUGUGCUGCUGCCACUGGUGCAGCUGGAGGGCCCCGUGGCACCUGACCUUUACUGCAUGUGUGGCCGCAUUUACAAGGACAUGUUCUUCGGUUCUGGCUUCCAGGAUGCUGACCACCGGGAGCAGGCCUAUCACUGGUACCGAAAGGCUUUUGAUGUAGAGCCGAGCCUCCAUUCAGGCAUCAAUGCGGCUGUGCUGCUCAUUGCUGCAGGGCAGCGCUUUGAGAACUCUGAGGAACUCCAGCUCAUAGGCAUGAAGCUGGGCUGCCUGCUGGCGCGAAAAGGCUGUGUGGAGAAGAUGCAGUAUUACUGGGAUGUAGGCUUCUACUUGGGAGCUCAGAUCCUUGCCAAUGACCUCGCCCAGGUGGCACUGGCUGCAGAGCAGCUAUACAAGCUCAAUGCCCCCAUAUGGUACCUAGUGUCAGUGAUGGAAACCUUCCUGCUCUACCAGCACUUCAGACCCACCCCAGAGCCCCCUGCAGGACCCCCACGCCGUGCUUACUUUUGGCUCCACUUCUUGCUACAGUCCUGCCAGCCUCUCAAGACAUCUUUUCCCCAAGGGGACCAGUGCUUGGUGCUGGUCCUGGAGAUGAACAAGGUGUUAUUGCCUGCACGGCUGGAGGUUCAGGGCACAGACCUGGUAAGCGCAGUGACUCUGAGCCUGAUGGAGCCUGAGACCCAGGACUCACCCUCUAGUUGGACCUUCCCAGUCACCUCCAUUUGUGGUGUUAGCGCAUCCAAGCGGGACGAGCGCUGCUGCUUCCUCUACGGCCUUCCCCCAGCACAGGAUGUACAGCUGUGCUUCCCCAGCAUGGAACACUGCCAGUGGUUCUGCUGCCUGAUUCAGGCCUUGGUAACAAAUCCGGAUUCCACCACGCCUACGGAGGAGGCUGAGGGCGUGAGGGAGGUGCUGGAGUUUGAUUACGAGUACACAGAGAACGGCGAGCGCCUGGUGCUGGGCAAAGGCACGUACGGGGUGGUGUAUGCUGGCCGGGACCGGCACACGCGAGUGCGCAUCGCCAUCAAAGAGAUUCCAGAACGCGACAGCAGGUUCUCUCAGCCCCUACAUGAAGAAAUUGCUCUGCACAAACACCUGCGUCACAAGAACAUUGUGCGCUAUCUGGGCUCAGCCAGCCAGGGCGGCUACCUCAAGAUCUUCAUGGAGGAAGUGCCUGGAGGCAGCCUGUCCUCCUUGCUGCGGUCAGUGUGGGGACCCUUGCAGGACAAUGAGAGUACCAUCAGUUUCUAUACCCGCCAGAUCCUGCAGGGCCUCAGCUACCUGCAUGACAAUCGCAUUGUGCAUCGGGACAUCAAGGGGGACAACGUACUCAUCAAUACCUUCAGUGGGCUACUCAAGAUUUCUGACUUCGGCACCUCCAAGCGGCUGGCAGGUAUCACACCCUGCACUGAGACCUUCACAGGAACCCUACAGUAUAUGGCCCCGGAAAUCAUUGACCAAGGCCCACGAGGGUAUGGGAAGGCGGCAGACAUCUGGUCUCUGGGAUGUACUGUAAUUGAGAUGGCCACAGGUCGCCCACCCUUCCACGAGCUAGGGAGUCCGCAGGCUGCCAUGUUUCAGGUGGGCAUGUACAAGGUGCAUCCGCCAAUGCCUAGUUCUCUAUCAGCUGACGCCCAAGCCUUCCUCCUUCACACUUUUGAGCCAGACCCCCACCUUCGAGCCAGUGCACAAGCAUUGCUGGGGGACCCCUUUCUGCAGCCCGGAAAGAGGAGUUGCAGUCCAAGCUCCCCCCGGCAUGCUCCACGACACUCAGAUGCCCCUUCAGCCAGUCCCACUCCUUCAGCUGACUCUGCCACCCAGUCCCAGACAUUUCCACGCCCUCAGGCACCCUCUCAGCACCCACCCAGUCCCCCCAAGCGCUGCCUCAGUUAUGGGGACACCAGUCAGCUCCGGGUUCCUGAGGAGUCGGGGCCUGAGGAACCCGCGUCCCCCGAGGAGAGUUCGGGGCUGAGCCUCCUGCACCAAGAGAGCAAGCGCCGGGCUAUGUUGGCUGCCGUGGUCGAGCAGGAGCUGCCCACGCUGGCAGAGAAUCUGCGGGUGGAACAGGAACAGGGUCCCUGCCUGGGCAGGAAUGAUGUGGAACAGUUACUGUGCUCCCUCCGGGCGCACAUAAACACUCCCAACCGGCGGCAGCUGGCCCAGGAGUUGCGAGCACUGCAAGGGCAGCUUCGGGCACAGGGCAUUGAACCUGCGCUUUUGCAGGAACCACUCUUCGCCUUCCCGGAUGCGGUGAAGCAGAUCCUCCGCAGGCGCCAGAUCCGCCCACACUGGAUGUUCGUGCUGGACUCGCUGCUCAGCCGCGCUGUACGUGCAGCCUGGGCGGUGCUGGGCCCAGAGGUGAAGGAGGCAAUCCCAUCGAGGUCAGAGGUGCUGAGUAAAGAGGAGUUCCAGCCCAAACAACAGGAGACCUCGGACCAGUUAAGCCAGCUUCCUGAGGAACCAGAACAAGACUCCCCACCUCUGUUGGUGCAGCUGAACCUCUUGCGAGCAGAGACUGACAGGCUUCGGAAUGUCCUGGCUGAGAAGGAGAGGGAGUGCCAGGUCCUGAUGCAACAAGCUCUACAGCGUGUGAGUGGGGAGGCCAGGUUCAGUGCCCAGGUCUCAGAGGCCCCAGGGGAUCAGGAGAUGGUGCAGUGGCUCCAGGAACUAAAGGUGGAUUCUGACACAAUUCAGACGCUGCUGAACCACAGCUUCACCCUACAUGUUUUACUGACCUGUGCCACUCAGGAUGACCUCAGCUACACUCACAUCAGGGGAGGGAUGGUGUGCCGCAUCUGGAGAGCCAUCUUGACACAACGAGCAGGAUCCACUCCAAUCACCCCUGGCUCCCCAGGGGACUGAAUGAGGGCAUCAGAGGCAGGAGACCAGACCCAAGGAUGAAGACACAAGCAGCUUCUGACAUACCUGCAGGACCAAGGGACAACUGGAGGAGACCAGGAGGGUGGGGGCAGAACAGAGCCAAGAUCUAACCCUACUAGGGGAAAUCAGCCCUAGAGAUGCCUCAAGAACAAGUCCUACCAGUUUAAGACUAUUAAACAUAACAUCUUUGUA
Molecule: messenger RNA, 4421 nt
Organism: Erinaceus europaeus (western European hedgehog)
Lineage: Eukaryota; Metazoa; Chordata; Mammalia; Eulipotyphla; Erinaceidae
Gene: MAP3K6
Product: mitogen-activated protein kinase kinase kinase 6
Exons: 29
Coding region: 345-4211 (1288 amino acids)
Biological process (GO): MAPK cascade; protein phosphorylation; cellular response to stress
Molecular function (GO): ATP binding; MAP kinase kinase kinase activity
Source: RefSeq, a predicted model, not a curated record